Penicillium cataractarum is the source of this 1173-nucleotide messenger RNA. Its product is annotated as amidohydrolase family protein. The transcript has a single exon. Gene Ontology annotation, molecular function: hydrolase activity, acting on carbon-nitrogen (but not peptide) bonds. Lineage: Eukaryota; Fungi; Ascomycota; Eurotiomycetes; Eurotiales; Aspergillaceae. The record is from RefSeq and is a predicted model, not a curated record. Bases 1 to 1173 code for a protein of 390 amino acids.
AUGUCUGCUACCGAGGCCACAGGAGCCAGGCGCAAAUGCCUUCUCGAGAACGUCCGCGUGUUUGAUGGAACCGGAUUCACCGAUUGCCGAUCGGUAGUCAUAGACGGAGGCAUCAUUGGCAAUGAUCCGGAGGGUGCAGAUGAGAUAAUCGAUGGCAAGGGACACUUCCUGAUACCCGGUCUAAUCGAUGCUCACGUCCACCUCCACCACGAGGGACAUCUGCAUGCCCUAGCAAGCUACGGAGUCACGACAGCCUUAGAUAUGGCGAUGUGGCCAGCGAAUAAGAUGAAUGGACUUCGAGACAAGCCUGGUCUGCCAGAUAUCAGGAGUGCCGGUUUGCCCGUGACUGCUUCCGGCAGCAUUCAUAGCUGUAUGCUGCCGCUUCCUGCUGAAGCUCUACUGUCUGGACCCGAAGAGGCUGAGAGUUUUGUGCAAAGGAGGAUCGACGAGGGUUCGGAUUAUAUCAAGCUUAUAGCGGAUGUCCCCGGGCCCAGACAGGAAACUCUUGAUGCCGUAUCGGCGGCUGCUCACGGCAAAGGGAAGAUGGUUGUGGCUCAUGCAUCGUCUUUCACUCCUUUCAAUAUGGCACUAGAAGCCAAGGCGGAUGUAAUCACCCAUGCACCGCGAGACAAGUCUGUAACUGAAGAAUCGGCAGCGCUCAUGGCUCAAAAGAAGGUGAUCUCCGUCCCGACCUUGACCAUGAUGCAAGCAGUAUCUGCGAGACCACCACUUAGCGCUGCACUUGGAAUGAUGGUCUCCAAGCCUUCGCUAUUCAUGGCUAUUGCAAGAGCCAAAAGGAACGGUCAAGGGCAGCACACUUAUGAGAAUGCAAGGGACUCUGUGACAGUGAUGUAUCGAGCCGGAGUGCCAAUUCUAGCGGGCACCGACUGCCAUGAGGAACCAAAUUCCUUCUUCGAAGUCAAGCAUGGAGAUUCUUUGCAUCGGGAACUCGAACUUCUCGUCGAGGCUGGUGUCUCUGCGCUAGAUGCUUUGCGUGCAACGACGGUUCUUCCAGCAGAGCAUUUCCAAUUGAAUGACCGGGGGUCAUUGCAGAAGGAAAAAGAGCCGACCUCGUUCUCCUUCGUGAAGAUCCCACUCAGGAUAUUCGUGCGACUCGUAGUAUCGAUCGAGUGUGGUGUGGUGGGAUUGAGUAUGGAAGUGUUGCAUAGUUGA